Bombus huntii is the source of this 4941-nucleotide messenger RNA. RefSeq names its product zinc transporter ZIP3-like. Lineage: Eukaryota; Metazoa; Arthropoda; Insecta; Hymenoptera; Apidae. Gene Ontology annotation, cellular component: plasma membrane. The coding region runs from base 2363 to 3934 and encodes 523 amino acids. The record is from RefSeq and is a predicted model, not a curated record. Gene Ontology annotation, molecular function: zinc ion transmembrane transporter activity. The transcript has 4 exons. Gene Ontology annotation, biological process: zinc ion transmembrane transport.
CUUGCGAGUAUCUUAAACAUAUCCUUAUGUGUAAAUAAAAGUAAAUAAUCGAAGAUUAGAUAUAAAAUAAAAUAAUUGUCCUUCUACUAAAGUUGUCGCGUAAACAUCUACUACAAGUAAGAAGCGUUUAAGCUUUAAAUGAGAGAUAAGUUCAGUGUACUUAAAAAUGUCUAAUCUUUCAAUUACGGCUUCGUUCAACGAUCGAAGCCGUCUCUGUAAACAUCGUUAAUUUACGAUUACAAUGGACUUAUAAUACAUUAAAAUAAAUUAAUCGAUUCUACCACAACGAGACGUGGACGACCAUGAUAGAUUAUAGGAUAACAGAAGCGAAUGCGUGAAAAUUAUCACACUCUUAUUUGACUCUUAUCGAUUACCAGUGUGGUCAGUAGUCGGUUAUCGACUGCUACAGCACACAAUUUGAUCUUAAUAGAGCAAAAAGCUGACGCGUCGAGGUCAAUGUACGAGAUGUCGUUAUUGAAAGAAAGAAAAUGAGAAGAAAGACUAACUUUUCAAAUUGUUUAAAUCAUCAGUUCAAUUAAUAAUGGAACUGGUUAUAAUAGCAAUUAUUAUUAUCGAUAUAGGAACAAAUUUUUUGGUUUAUGUUUAAAUUGUACUUAAUCCAAUGCUAAGUACGAUCGAGCUUCUACUUCUAAUCGAAUUAUUAUUUAAUUAAUUUAGAGAUUAUAAAAACAUUAACUAUAUAACAAAAUAAUGCGUUGCAUGAUUGAUUACUUAAACUUUAUUUGAUAAAAUUUUCAUUUCAUCAAACAUUACCAAAAUAUAAUGAAUAUUAUGUGAAAAACAACCUACACGUAUGAUAAUAAUGUUUUGAACCUACGUCACGUAGCAAAACAAGAGCUGUUUCUGCAUCAAUGAUUUAAUUCUGUAUUGCCAUUAUGGAAACGCCUUUCACCAUGAAACUGCUUCACCCAUUUACGCACAAGCAUACUUAAUUCGUAGUCGACAUAGACGUUUAUGUGGUAAACCUGAUCAAACUAGAACUGAUUUAAGUUUGUAAUACAAAACUGCUCUCAAAGAUCUCAGGGUGAAUAAUUUAAUAGAAGAGUGUACAAUAAUUACUUUUACUUCACAACUAUUGAAUUCCAGGCUUAAAAAUUUGUAAUUUACAACACAAUUCCCUACUUUUGAAAUUCGUGCAAAAUUCUACAAAAAAAAUUGCAAUAGAAUUCUCAAAUCUUAUUCCACUUAUAGUAACAUUUCUACACUAUAAAAAAGAUCUUAAAACGAAUUUCCAACAUCCUCGAAGUAACAACACAUUUAUCCAACUACUCAUUCUGCUCACCAAAAUUAUUAAGCAUACCCAGCCUCGCAACCGAUCGAUCCAUCGAUCAAUGAAAACAACAAUCGCCCAGCCGCUACCUACAUGCACUUCAAGCACGCGAUGCUUGCCAAUCAUUCAUUCUGCCCGACGAGUCGCGCUCGCUAUCAGGUCACCAAACAGUCGCGUCGGGUUCAUGCAUCUGCGAGGAACAUUUACAUACAUGCUAGCUGUGGCACGCAACCAUCCAGAGUGGUGACAGCACCGUGUACACAUAGGGAAAGGAGAGAAACGAACACUAGCCUGGUAGGGAAGCGAUGUGUCUAAUGGAAGGGGAAGAGAGCAGGAAACGGUGCGCUACGUAAGACGCGAGGGGAUUGUGAGUCGAGUGGCCAACGAGCCCCGGAGUAUCCGAUUCACCGUCGUACCGCGUGGAACGGGUAUCAUUCCUUCUGGCGCUCGUUUAUACUGUUCCCUUGAAUCCUCUUCGCGAUUCCCAGAAACAGUGAUCUCCUCGCGAUAUUACCGGCUAGAGUGCACGGCUGUAGAAUGCAUCCGGGGGGGGAGUAUCGGCAACUAGAUGGUCAUUUCGCAACCAGACGCUGACUCGUUCACGCUUUCCGAAGGAAAAGUAAAGUAUUGCGACACGAAGUAACGAGUGUAGUUUCAGGAAUAUAGAAUCUGAAAUGACAGAACGGUAUAGUGAGGUAUGGAAGACCCUUUAACUUUCAUAUUGUGUUAAUACUUUAGUGAAGGUAACUCGAUGGUCUUGCCAUUUAAACGUGGUUCACCAGUGGCUCGUGCGUGUGUUAAGUGAAAAAGUGAUCGCAUCGUUGGUGGAUUGACUGUCUCUGGACAAAGAAGAGAGAAGUGUGAACCGCUUAGUAGAUAAAACUUGAAGAGGAGGACAAAAAAUGAAAUGUUAAUUGAAGAUGAUGAAUUAGUAUUAAAAAACAAAAAUAUAAAAAAGAAAUCCGAAGGCUGUUCGUUGAAGUCAGCUGUUUACUUUGGAAGACAAAACAAAUUGAAACUUACUUAGAUUCAAACUUACUUUUUGCAAUAAAGUAAUAGAAAGAAAUAGAGAUGGAGGAACCAACAACGGCUACCGUUUUACUGAUAGCAAAAAUAGGAGCAAUGAUUGGUCUUGGCUUUGGCUCUUUACUUCUGGGAAUGUUACCACUGAUUGUCGGACGUUACAGAAUGAAUCAUCGUCAAAAACGAGAUCGCAGAAUUUUCAGUAAUUCCAGUACCUGUACCUCCACAUCAAUUUCAAACGCCUCUUCCUCCAGUGUAAUUUCUGCAUCUGCAACGAAUUCACAAGGCCUGCAAACAUCGUUGCUGCUUUGCUUUGGCGGGGGCGUUCUACUGUUCACCACAUUCUUGCAUCUAGCCCCGGAGGUCCGCGUGAGCGUAGAAAGACAUCAAACGAACGGUCAACUGCCUACUCUAGGCACGCUAAAUCUGUCGGAGCUGCUAUUCUGCGCCGGAUUCUUUCUCGUCUACUUCGUUGAAGAGGCGGUGCACGCAGCGCUGACGGGAAAACCCGAGUCAUCGGAGGCGCUACUCUAUAGAACGGUGUCCGUACGUAGAUGCAACAAUCAAACAGGUGCGUCAACAACUACAAAUAGUGGUUCCACCACCACGGUUUCCACUACGGCUAGGUCCACCUGGAAAGAUGGUAACGACGAGUUAGAAGACGGCGAGAACGAAUUAAACAAACGAUCUAGACAACACGGCUUGGAUGAUUUUCGCGGUGCCAAACAAGAUAAGAUGUUACCUGCCAUAUUUGUCCUAUCUGCCCCUACGGGAUUAUCUUCCACGCAGCGCAGUCCUCAGGAUGGCACGAGAUAUCCUUCUAAUACAGAUUAUCCAAGAAUGAAACAUCAUGAACAUAACCAUUCCGUUAUGACAAAAAAUACAUCGAUACAAGGAUUACUAACCGUACUAGCUUUGUCUUUUCAUGCAAUUUUCGAGGGUCUAGCAGUAGGUCUAGAACCCUCUAUUGGCUCCGUCGUAUAUCUGGCUGCUGCUAUAGCUACGCAUAAGUUGGUAAUUUCAUUCUGCGUCGGUAUGGAACUUUACGUUGCUGGUGCCUCAAGUAGAACUACUCUUGGAUACCUAACGAUAUUCUCAAUGGUAACACCAAUUGGCAUCGCCGUUGGAUUGGCUCUUGGUCAUUUUAAGAAUGACAGCGAAAAUUUAGGACCUACCCCGACAAUACUGCAAGGAAUGGCCGCCGGAACGUUACUAUACGUGGUUUUCUUCGAGGUGUUAGCACGCGAGAGGGCUAACGAGAAAAGUGGCCUCUUACAGUUGACUGCCAUAAUUAUUGGAUUCAUGCUGAUGUUGGGUCUACAAAUCGCGACUGCGCAUUCUCACUCUCAUUCCCAUUCGCAUUCGCACGAUGGACACGUAGACGUACAUAGCCACGAGGUUAAUCAUCAGGAGAAUGAUCACGAUCAUAAACUGGAUUCCCACGAACACAUCUAUUCAAAUGAAAUGAAUGAACGAAUACUUACCGACAAAAUCUAUAGAGUAACGGAAAGCAUCGCGGAGACUGUCAGCAACGUCCUAUCCUCUACGAUGAAAACACCAACCGAUGUUUCCUUCAGAAGUAGUAGUAACGAAACGACGUUACACUCGAAUCGAAGUUAAAACUCGUUUGCGUGACAGGCAUCCUUUGACUGAUUGUGAGUUACUAGUAGUUCUUUCAUGGGAUAAAUAUCUUCUGAUUGAUACUUACUUUCGAGGAUAUGUCAACCGAAUUCAUCGAUUAUUUCGGAACGACGCAUAUAAGUAAGAGUAAAAGGGGCCUCGAUGAAAGAAGGACAGUAUUAUGAAACUUUGGUUUCAAUCUGGAAGAGGAGAACAAUACUCCUGGUUUACAGUUUAUACCUAUUAUGCAGAUGUCACCAAUUGUGCAAGUACAAAUAGUAAACGGUGAUAUUUGUGAAGUACGAUAGAAAUCUAUCUAAAACAACAAGAAACUAUUACCAUUGUCAUUCAAUGACCAAAUGUGAUACGAUUCACGGGUAUGUAUAGCUGUGCAAUCGCGUUACUUACUCCUUUUUCUUUUUUCUUUUUUUUUAUUGUAAUAUAAACUGUAUGGAAUAUCCGAUAUCUUUUACAUCAUAAUUAGAUUAAGAAAGGGAGAGUAUUUCUUAACUGUUUAUACCAAUAUUUAAAAACUUGCUCAUAUAAUAUGCGUAUUACAUAACAUCGCAAUGAAAUGAGAUAUAUUUUGCUACCGUCAAAUAUCAAUUCUUCCGAAAGUGAUAACUUUAAUCCUGUUUUUAUGAUUUUUAAUAUUUACAACUUUUGUAUGUAUUAAUACUUGUCUUUUUUCUACGCGAUUAUUGACAUUACAUGUCAUUAAGAAUGAUAGUACGUCAUCAUUAAUACGAGGAAGAUUUCAACAUCAAAACAUAAGAAACUGUAUUCUAUAAAUAUUUGCGAUAUCACGUUUCUUGUUCAUUUUUUCAUUUGUAUACAUAUCAGUGUGAUAUGACAGGUACACCGCUAGGAUUUGUAAACAUAUUUCAGUAACAUGCAUAAAUAUCAUUUUCUCAAAUCAAAGAAUCAAUUUUUAAACAUAAAUUAUAUUUUUCACGACAUGUACACAAAGCAAUAAAUUGAAAAAAUAUACACAAAAUAAAGUAUCA